AUGGGCCGUCCAACAUCGCCGCAAAAGUUUCCGAAGAGGUCAAUACUAAGCAAACUACGCACACGCAGCUGGGUAAUGCUCAAUGAAGCGGAUGGUUUUGUCCGUCUGCCAAACGAGCGACUUAUAUACACCUCCCCACCCCGGACAAGCAUCAGUCUGAACAGCAUCAAUUCAAAUGCUGGAGACGAGUCUUUAGCGUUGCAAAGCAGUACUGGCUGUGUGCAUCUUACAAACCAACGAAUUGUCUAUCUCCCUGCAAAUCAUACCCCAGAAUUUCAAUCAUUCUCUGCGCCACUUCUAAAUUUUCAUGACACUCACGUUUCAGCUCCGUUUUUUGGCCCCAACGUAUGGACGGCAGUGGUUCAACCAGUUGUAGGAGGCGGUAUUCCAUCAUCGAACGUCGCCGUGCAGUUGAAGAUGACAUUCAAAGAUGGCGGCGCUUUUGAUUUCCAUUCCGCUUUCGAGAGAAUAAAAGAACGGUUGCAGCAAGUUGUUGAGCAAGCACGGGAAAGUGGGAUGGUCUCUGGCCGAGGACCGCAGCAUACGGGUGCGUAUGAGGGCGUCAAUUUCACAAACGUUCAUCUCGAGGACCUUCCAGCCUACGAAGGCCCAAAUUCAAUAUCAACUAUUUCACCGCCUACUUUCUCAGAAACAUUGAGCUCGAACAAUGGCGUUCAGACGCAGAGCAAUUUGCGGCAGGGUGCGGUUGGGGGAGCGUUCGAGCCGCCUACAGACCCUCCUCCAGGUUAUGAAGAGACCCAACGGCAAGGAAUCGCUACUGAUCUUGAAGACCGGAUUCGUCGAGCUCAGUAA
Messenger RNA from Ophidiomyces ophidiicola, 813 nucleotides. RefSeq lists its product as uncharacterized. The transcript has 2 exons. The record is from RefSeq and is a predicted model, not a curated record. The coding region runs from base 1 to 813 and encodes 270 amino acids. Gene Ontology annotation, cellular component: nucleus. NCBI's taxonomy places the organism in Eukaryota, Fungi, Ascomycota, Eurotiomycetes, Onygenales, Onygenaceae. Gene Ontology annotation, molecular function: transcription coactivator activity; chromatin DNA binding. Gene Ontology annotation, biological process: positive regulation of DNA-templated transcription.